Molecule: messenger RNA, 594 nt
Organism: Chondrus crispus (carragheen)
Lineage: Eukaryota; Rhodophyta; Florideophyceae; Gigartinales; Gigartinaceae
Product: ATP-dependent Clp protease proteolytic subunit
Exons: 1
Coding region: 1-594 (197 amino acids)
Biological process (GO): protein quality control for misfolded or incompletely synthesized proteins
Cellular component (GO): endopeptidase Clp complex
Molecular function (GO): serine-type endopeptidase activity; ATPase binding; ATP-dependent peptidase activity
Source: RefSeq, a predicted model, not a curated record
AUGGUUGCCGUCGGUGACAACUCGCAGAUGGACAUCUACUCCCGUCUGGCCAAGGAUCGCAUCCUCUUACUGGGUCGCGCCGUCGACGACGAGGUCGCCAACUCCCUCGUUGCGCAGUUGUUGUUUUUGGCAAGUGAAGAUCCAGACAAGGAUAUCACUAUGUACAUCAACUCACCGGGAGGAGGAGUGUCUGCUGGCAUGGCCAUUUAUGAUACCAUGCAAUUCAUUCCGUGCGAUGUUCAGACGAUUUGCUUUGGUACAGCCGCGAGUAUGGGCGCAUUCUUGCUGAGUGCAGGGACUAAGGGAAAGAGGAAGAGCCUGCCGAAUGCCAGGAUUAUGAUCCAUCAGCCUCUCGGUGGCGCCCAAGGACAGGCAGCGGAUAUUGAGAUUCAAGCACGAGAGAUUCUGUUUGUCAAGGAUUUGCUGAAUGGUUACAUGGCCGAUUUCACAGGGCAGUCUUUGCAGAAAAUACAAAACGAUACGGACAGAGACUUCUUCAUGACGGCUGCCGAUGCCCAGGAGUACGGCCUUAUCGAUGAGGUCAUUAAGACCAAGAUAGAUGUUCCAGUUCUUGCUCGCCCAACACUUGUGUAA